Messenger RNA from Ceraceosorus bombacis, 3197 nucleotides. The record is from the annotation of a GenBank genome assembly. Lineage: Eukaryota; Fungi; Basidiomycota; Exobasidiomycetes; Ceraceosorales; Ceraceosoraceae.
AUGGAGAUGGUCAUCACAUCACCUACUGCUGGUGGUCACUUUUGACUCGCCACUCGUACUCGUGACUCUUGAACGUACAGAAGCAGAGUAUGCCAGCUUGGUCACUCAGUACACAGCCCAUCUUCUUGCUUACCACUCGCCAUCACCAACGACCCCUCUCAACAUCGUCCAUUCCUUCGCAAGCUUGCAAAAGCAAGCGCUCUUGUCGUCGCUAGGUGACGUCCCGGUGCGGUUACAAGCAGCUUAAAGAGAGCGGACAUCGCAUCGGAGCAAAGCCAAGGAUACCGUGCAUUGGUACGCCACCCUGGACCUUCUCUGUGUGCAGUUGAUUGGCAUUUGCUUACCAUUCGAGAGCCUCGCCCGGCUACCCUCCGCUCUUCUUGACUCUUGCGCUUCUAAUCGUUCAUCCGUGGUGGUAAUGUCCUCCAGGAAGAGAGCGAUUUCCCCUUCAGCUCAUGACAAGCGGGAUGCCACCUCUCGUCGCCAAGACGGAAGUGCUCAUCAGCACCGCAGAGAGUGGGAAGAAUACAGAGAUGAGAGACGCAAGGACACUCAUCCACCCGGUAGGCAUGGAGGUGAGCUAGACUCGGGGCGCGCUGUUAGAGCGCCCCACGACAGUCACAGAUCAGAACAUCACAGCUCGAACCAUCAUGCUCGACAUCGUAGCCAUGGUGAUAGAGACUCCAGAAAUGGUUCUCGACAUUCGCAUCGCGAUGCGAUGCCAGACUCAGGAUACCGGGACUAUCCGAGGCAUCAUGAGCAGGACCGCCAUAGAUCUCUUCAACAGGAAGGACGCCUCCCGCGUGGCCCUCGGCAGGAGCAAGAUAGUCUUGUUGGUGGUCUCGAGGCAUCAGAGGUGCUAGAGGAAGGGCAGUGAGUCACGUUCGUACUAUUGCUGCGGCUAGCGCACGCUCAAUCCUAGACCAAUUUGCGCCCCGGGGCAGAGUCAGUCCGGCUCAGAUCAAACUUGUACAGCCAGUUCGCGACACCGCAAUCGAUUUCGAGCUGGAACCGUCGGAGGAAGAAGAGGCGCGUAUGAUUGAAGAGCGGAGAAGGAAGAGGGCCGCAAUCCUUGCCAAGCAUGCGGGCGCUGAGAGCAGCACGUCGACCGCUACUUCUGCAACGCGAAAUCUCAGAGGCAUCUCCAUCAGCGGACAAGAGUCUCCAGGUGCGUCGAGCUUUGUGCGUACUUGAGUGAGAGCGUUCAUUCACGUUCUGCCACCUUCCAAAUUCGUAGCUGUGUUGGACACGCAUCCAUCCGACUCGCCAAUCGGCGACCAAGAGAAAGAUGCUGACUUUGCGCUUGCAAAGGCGGACACGCAAGGCGCGGCCGAUGACGGACACAUUGGUGGUCCUCAGGUGUCCGCAGCCGAUUACAAUCCAGACUCUGAUCGCUUAGAAGACGAAGCCAGGGCUCGAGCAAAGCUGCAGACAAGUACAGGAGCGAAUGGCGCUAGUCAACCAGUCGAGGGGGAACCAUCGCUUGCUGCUGGCAUCGGCGAAGCUCAAGAACGCGUCGAGGGCGCUGAAAGCGAAUAUGAAGAGAUAGAGGUGGAUGACGAUGACGAAGUAGAAGACAUGUUCGCGUUGGGAAGCGAUGACGAAAGUAGCAAGCCGAAGAAAAAGAUCAUUCGAGUGAAGAAAGGAGCAAUUGCUUCACAAGCUGUGAGUGUAUGCUCGAGCCUGCACAGCACAAAGCUCAAUGAUGUGCACUCCUAGACUCACAUUUACAAGUACCGCCGACAGCCCGUCAUCGUUACUGCACCCGAGGUGUCUGCAAAUCUUCUGGACAACUUUGACGACGCUGACGGGUAUUACAAGAUCAAUCUUGGCGAGCGUAUAGGUCCGGAAGGACGCUAUCUGGUCUUUGCCAACCUCGGCAGAGGUAUGUUCAGCAAUGUCGUAAAGGCUCGAGAAACCAUACCUUCCACCAGCACCGAGCCUGCGCGGGAGCGCGAAGUUGCCAUCAAAGUCGUGCGAUCUCAGGAGACCAUGUGAGUGAGGUCGUGCAGCCAAUAGUGUGCACCUCUUCUCAACGGCCACUUUCUAAUACCCCCCAGGUAUAAAGCCGGCAUUAAGGAAAUGGCUAUCUUGCAAAAGCUGGCAUCGCUGGACCCUGAAGAUAAGCGCCACGUCAUUCGUUUGGACAGCCACUUUGAACACAGAGGUCACCUUUGCAUGGUGUUUGAACUUCUCAGGUGCGCGCGAAUGUCGUGGAUCAUUGAGAGAGACGUCAUCCCGCUCAUGCCACGCCGUCAUCUGCUUGCAGCAUGAAUUUGAGAGAAGUAGUCAAGCGUUUCGGUAAAGACGUUGGGCUCAACUACCGCGCAGUUCGAGCGUAUGCCCAUCAGAUGUUUUUGGCUCUGUCUCUGCUACGCAAAGCCAACGUCAUUCAUGCCGAUAUCAAGCCGGACAAUAUACUGGUAGGUGGUCUCUUGCAGCCGCACUUCAACGACAGGAAACUGAUCAUUGUGUCCUGAUCGCCACCCUGCUCAUGUCAGGUCAACGAGGGCAAGAAUGUCUUGAAGCUUUGCGAUCUGGGUUCGGCAUCCGAUGCCACCGAAGUGGAGAUUACCCCUUAUCUGGUCAGCCGCUUCUACCGUGCUCCCGAAAUCGGUGAGUGAGAUUCCCUCUCAACCGGCUCUAGCGUGAAGCUUAUCCGCCCUGCGUGUACGCAGUGCUUGGGGCACCGUACGAUUGCGCAAUCGAUGUGUGGAGCAUCGGAUGUACUCUGUACGAGGUUGCGACUGGCAAGAUUCUGUUCCCGGGCCGCACCAACAACCAAAUGCUGCUCUUGAUGCAAGAACUUAGAGGACGCUUCACCACAAAGCAAGCGAAAAAGGGCAGAUUUGCCGCUCAGCACUUCGACGACACAAACAACUUUCUGAGCAUGGAAAAGGACAAGAACACUGGAGUAGUGAGUAGCGGUGAACAAAGCUUGUCGGAAGUGGCGCCUCGCUGACACGCAUGUUCUUUUGUCCACCUGCGUCUAGGACGUCAUCCGCAAAGUCAAUUUGCAAAAGCCUGUUGAGGAUCUACGCGCGCGCUUACUGCCGGCAAACACCGCAAAGAAGCUAUCUGACGAAGAGUUGCGAUUGACCAACAACUUCAUCGACCUCCUCAAUCGCACGCUGGAACUCGAUCCCGCGAAGCGCAUCACUCCCAGAGAAGCUCUCAAUCACCCUUUCUUGUCUUAG